Cyprinus carpio (common carp) is the source of this 2242-nucleotide messenger RNA. It is a transcript of the gene cdkn1d, whose product is annotated as cyclin-dependent kinase inhibitor 1D. Gene Ontology annotation, cellular component: nucleus. Lineage: Eukaryota; Metazoa; Chordata; Actinopteri; Cypriniformes; Cyprinidae. The record is from RefSeq and is a predicted model, not a curated record. Gene Ontology annotation, molecular function: cyclin-dependent protein serine/threonine kinase inhibitor activity. Gene Ontology annotation, biological process: signal transduction by p53 class mediator; regulation of mitotic cell cycle.
AUCUUGGCCAGAGCAAAACACUGAAUGUGUGUCACGCGCGGGGGUUCUGGGGGAUUUGACCUACUUUCCACAGAAACCUCGCUGCGGCGUUAAGACUUGGAAAAGGUACGCUAAUUUUACGCGUAUUGCGUUUUUAGCAGUAGUGAGAUUAAAAAAAUCAUUGUUAUUUGACAUGUUACAAUUUAAAUAUUGAAUGGAGUAGUGCGGGUCACGUGACAACGGGCAGUCCUGCCAUCAAAACAAACAACGUUACUGCAGAUGAGUUUAUUAUUACUUCGCUGCUCUUGUUGUGCUUGUAGCUCAGGUCGUUUCACUUCUGUUCUUGAUUAGAAAGUGCAUUAGUAACGUUAGUGGAUUUAAUCUCCCUCAUCUAGAUCUCUGCUUUCACUCGAAUGGAAUAUGUCCAUUACACCAGUUGCAUGUUAUUUUGGACUGCUGGAAGAGCAGGAGGAGGACAUUAAACCUCAAGCAGCAGUAGUUCGGCGGAACCUGUUUGGCCCAGUGGACCACCAGCAGUUACAGCAGGACUUCCAGAGGCUAUUCUGCAUGAAUGUGGAGAUCGCCAAACAGCGCUGGAACUUUGACUUUCAGAUGGACCAACCAGUCCCCGGCUGCAUUGAGUGGGAGGAGCUGCGGUGCCAGGAUGUGCCAGUGUUCUACCAUAGCUGUGUGUUCAGGCCCGGUAUGGCAAAGCAAACGGUGGAAGCUUGUUCGUCUCCAGCUAUGGCCACAGAGAAAUAUCUGGAGCUGCGGACCAGAGGAACUCUGAGGGGAACCAAGCCAGAGAAGAGAAUGGCUGCAUUGCUAGGGGUCAAACGCAGACAAGCAAGCAUCACAGACUUUUUCAGAGUGUCUAAAAGAAGAUUUCCUGAUCGCAAAGCCUCAUCAGGACAGUAAACAGACAUUGGACCUUUUUUGUAUAAAUGCACAUACACUAUCUGCACAUGUAGCUAUUCUAACUGACCAGCAAAGGCUUUAUAGGAUGUAUAUACUGUACAUAUGCACGCACAGAUACAUUUUAUAUACACAAAUGUGUAUGUAUAUUUUUUUACUAAACGCAGUACCUAUUAAAGGAACCCAUUUUAUUGUUACAACAUGGAAUCAAGAGAUUUAAGUAAAUGUGAAAAAGUCAAAUAUUCAGAUUUUAUAGUGCAUAUGAAUAAUUCAAAGCAAUUAAUUACAGUAAUUAAAUGAGAAUUCACUCUUACAAAAUCAACUAAUAAAUUUUAAAUUCAUGACAAAAUGAAAAAUAUAUAUAUGUUUUUAAUGUUUUAUUGUUCCAUGUUGUUCCAUUAAAAAAUGUUAGGAAUGCACUAUAUAAAUAGUGUAUUUCUUAUUUUUUUGUUGUGCACACAAACAAUUACUGUGAACGUUUACAGAAAUGCACUAUAAAAAGACUGUUUGGUCAUAAACUUUACAUUUAUCAGAUUCAAAAUUCAAAAUGCAUUGAUCCUCUUAAGUGGCAUCAGUGCACACAAUCUACAAGUUAACAGUGUCAUACCAUUAUUCUGUUCCGUUUUUAUUUACUUAUUUUCCUGUUUUCAUAUAUUACAAAAAAGGGUAACACUUUAGUUUGGGGACCAGUUCUUACUAUUAACAUGUUGCAUGCAUAUUACUAGCAUAUUGUAUUACAUGCAUAUUAGUACUUAUAAAGCACAAAUGAAUGCCUUAUUCUGCAUUACUAUAUUUUAGGUUACUUAAUCCUACCGCAUAUCUAAACCUAACAACUACCUUACCAACUAUUAUUAAGCAGCAAACUAGGAUUUUAUUUAGGCAAAACUCAUAGUUGGUCCCCAAACUAACAUGUGACCCAAAAAGAGGCAAUUAAUGUUUUUCAUGAAGCAUAUUAAAAUUGGGGGGUUGAUGUGACUUUUAUUCAUGUUUGUAAAAGGUUAUUUCCUUUAAAAUAUUAUUUGGGUCCGAACAAGUUUCUUAUGAGUGUGCAUGAGGCUCCGUCUUGCACACCUUGGGGAAAAUUGAAUAUGUUGACAAGCUACUUUUGUAUGUAUCUUAAGUUUGAAUCUUACUUUUAGUAUUAGCAUAUCAAUUGCAAGGACAUUUCCACCAAUCAUUGUACAAUCAUUUUUUAAAUACUGUAUUUUGCUUUGUGCAUGUGAGAUAUAAUGUAUGAUUAUGUGCUGAAUUAGCCAUACAUUUGACAUUUUUUUCUUGAUAUUAAAGAGGCAGCUUAUGCAAUUAACCAAAGUAAUUGUUCCACAAUAAAUAGGAUGCUUAAAAGUAA